Molecule: messenger RNA, 354 nt
Organism: Anopheles cruzii
Lineage: Eukaryota; Metazoa; Arthropoda; Insecta; Diptera; Culicidae
Product: paxillin-like
Exons: 2
Coding region: 1-354 (117 amino acids)
Source: RefSeq, a predicted model, not a curated record
AUGGCCGUUUCCAAACGCGUUCAUGGGACACCAGCCGCCUCCAUCGGUGCGCGCGAGGCGAAGGCGCGGGCACCGGCACCGGCACCGGAUUGCCGGGAACCGUUUCACGGUGGUUCGUUCUUCGACCACGAAGGCCUGCCAUACUGCGAGACGCACUAUCACGCGAAACGAGGAUCACUGUGCGCUGGUUGCUCGAAACCCAUCACCGGACGCUGCAUCACGGCCAUGUUCAAGAAAUUCCACCCGGAGCAUUUCGUGUGCGCCUUCUGCCUGAAGCAGCUGAACAAGGGCACAUUCAAAGAGCAGAACGACAAGCCGUACUGCCAUCAGUGCUUCGACAAGCUGUUCGGUUGA